GUGUGCGUGCGCGUAAUGGUGUAAAGGUAAAAUAUAAGAUGGCGGCGGAUGGUGAUGUGAUUCCUGAUCAAGAAAAAGUGCGAAUAGUAUCAAAUUUUAUUUUGCAUUCGCCCCCAGGCGAGUUUAAUGAAGUUUUUAAUGAUGUGAGAGUUCUAUUGAAUAAUGAUAAUUUAUUAAAAGAAGGAGCAUCAGGUGCAUUUGCACUUUACAACAAGGAUCAGCUCACGCCUGUUAAGAUAGAGGGAAGUGAAUAUCCGGCACUUAUAACGGAGCACAAUGACUUGGGUGGUUCAAGGUUUUACGAUGCUCGCAGUAAACAAAAUUUUAAAUACGAUCAUCUUAGAAAAGAAGCUCAAGAUUAUGAAUCAUAUGAACCUGAUUCCACUGCAGAACCAUGGAGAUCAGCUCUACAAGAUGAAAUAACAACAUACACUCAAAAUCACUAUAGACAUGGUGCAUGUUCAGUUUUUGGAAAAAGUCAAGGAGGAAAUAUUACUCUAACUGCCUGCAUAGAGGAUCAUCAAUUUCAGCCUAAAAAUUUUUGGAAUGGACGCUGGCGUUCAGUGUGGACAGUGAGCUUUAGUACAAGUUCAGGUACAGCAGAAUUAAGAGGUUGUUUAAAGGUACAAGUACACUAUUAUGAAGAUGGUAAUGUUCAGUUAGUAAGUAGUAAGGAUGUUAAAGAAAGUUUGCCUAUAUCAUCAGAAAAGCAAACAGCUAAAGAAUUAAUAAGACUUGUCGAAGAAUCAGAGAAUGAUUAUCAAACAGCAAUUUCAGAAAAUUAUCAAACAAUGUCAGACACAACAUUUAAAGCAUUACGAAGGCAAUUACCAGUAAUGAGAACUAAAAUCGAUUGGAAUAAAAUUGUAUCUUAUAGUAUUGGCAAAGAGCUUAAAAGUCAAUAGAACUAGAUUUUUUAAUAUAUAAAUAUAUAUUAUAAAAAAAUUGAGAGAAUUAAUUAAAAAGCACAUUUUGCUAAACGGGUCAAGUCUGGAGGUGUGAUGAAAAAGCAAAACGAAAGAUUUAAAAACAAAAUAAUAUCCUAUCACUGCGAUAUAAUAAUUAUUAGUAUUCUUCAAAAUAAGGGCCAAUUUUUUAUGGGCUGUGCAAAUAUCAGAUUUAAUCCUAUCGUCCAGGAAAACAAUUUUUAUUUCCAUACACAACUUAAUUUCAGUAAAGAUUUUUUUUUUUUAUAUAAAAGAAUGCACAAUUAAAAUUCAGCACGUGAAUAGCCCAUAUUUUUUACCAAACUUUAUAUAAAAAUAAAAAAAAAAAUAAAUAUAUACUCUUUUUUUAAAACAAAAACCCCUGUAUUAUUUUAUAUAGAUAAUAUCGAAUUUUAUUCAUAAUAAUAAAUACAUUUUUUAAUUUUAAAAACAAUUUUUUGGUGCUAUAUUGCAUACACAACCAGACAAGUAACACGAAAAAAAAUAACAUGCCUUAAUCCGUUCGUUUUUUACGUUAAAAGAAAUAAUGUGUAAAUAUGUUAUUUGAAUGAAUGGAACGCGUCUGAUUUUGUUUUUCUUCAAUUUAUUAAUUGUCUCAAUUAUUAUUUCGAGUUUUAAAAAUCUAAGUUUAAAAAAAACAACUUUUUCCCUUUAAGAACAAUUGACAAUUUUUAAUUUUUCCUAUUUAGAUUUUUUGCUAUAUAUAUAUGUAAAUUUUGCAAAUUUUAUAAUUUUGUUUCUAAUAGUUAAAUUUCUCUAUUUUAGAGCGCGGGAAUAUAUAUUUGUGUGUGAAUGAAGAACAAAAAAAUGGGGGAGAGAAUAAAUAAGUGUUGAAUAGAAAUUACAAUUAUCAAACUUUACAGAAAAUAGUUGCCUAUAAUAAAAUGAAUAAUAACUGAACUUUAGGAAUAAUCAACAAUCGAGUGUAUAUCUUAAAAAUAAAAAAAAAUAAAUAAAAAUUCGUUUGAAUUAUGUAAUUAAUUAAUUAAAAUGAAAUAAAGUGAAGCACACUUUAAAACAAAAUUUUCAUUCUGUACUUACAAAAUGUCAUUUUUUUCAAUAACAUUAAAUAUGUAUCAGUUUUUAAUUAAGUUAUAUAUAAUAUAUGCUUGAUGAACGAGGUGUUUGGAAUGUAUUCUUAAUUGUGGGACUGUUUUUUAUAAUAAAGUUUUUUGAAAUCUA
Molecule: messenger RNA, 2129 nt
Organism: Leptopilina boulardi
Lineage: Eukaryota; Metazoa; Arthropoda; Insecta; Hymenoptera; Figitidae
Gene: cpa
Product: F-actin-capping protein subunit alpha
Exons: 3
Coding region: 39-905 (288 amino acids)
Biological process (GO): actin cytoskeleton organization; barbed-end actin filament capping
Cellular component (GO): actin cortical patch; F-actin capping protein complex
Molecular function (GO): actin filament binding
Source: RefSeq, a predicted model, not a curated record